CCUGUGAGGUCGCUGUUGAGCCGGAGAGACACAUCCAUACAAAUACACACAGGAUUUAAACUGAGAACAAGCAGGCAGACGGCAGGGAACAUCCCCGACGUCCCUUUCCUAGACCGUUCGAGUAUUUCACAGAGCCAAAUGCCCGGUCCGACCCAAGCUCUGUCCCCCAAUGGAGAGAACAACAACGACAUCAUUCCGGACAACAACGGCACCAACAUCAUUCCCUACAGAAAGAACACAGUGCGUGGAGAGCGCGCCUACAGCUGGGGGAUGGCGGUCAACGUGUAUUCUACCUCAAUAACCCAGGAGACUAUGAGCAGGCAUGACAUCACGGCCUGGGUGAACGAUCUGCUCAGUCUAAACUACACUAAAGUGGAGCAGCUGUCAUCAGGAGCAGCGUACUGUCAGUUCAUGGACAUGCUGUUUCCCGGAUGUAUCAGUCUUAAGAAGGUGAAAUUCCAGGCCAAGUUGGAGCAUGAAUACAUCCACAACUUCAAACUCCUGCAGGCCUCCUUCAAGAGGAUGAAUGUUGAUAAGAUUAUCCCUGUAGAGAAGCUCGUCAAGGGACGAUUUCAAGACAACCUGGACUUCAUUCAGUGGUUCAAGAAGUUCUUCGACGCCAACUACGAUGGGAAGGAAUACGACCCGGUCCAGGCCAGACAGGGCCAGGAUGCCAUUCCCCCUCCAGAUCCCGGGGAGCAGAUCUUCAACCUGCCAAAGAAAUCCCACCAUGCCGCCAGCUCUCCCACCGCAGGAGCUACUAGAUCAACCACUUCAACCCCUAAAUCCUCCACCUCGACCUCCCGACCCUCCUCUGCCAAAAAGAUUCCUGUGAUGUCAUCGACACCCGCUAAGGGAGAGAAGGAGCUGGAAGCCCAAGUAACACAACUAAGCGAACAGCUCAAUACAUUAAAGCUAGCACUAGAAGGAGUGGAGAAGGAGCGGGAUUUCUACUUCGGGAAGCUGAGAGAGGUGGAGCUGUUGUGUCAGGAGCAGGGCCAGGACAACGGGCCCUUCGUGGAGAGACUCAUGGAGGUGCUGUACUCAGCAGAUGACCAGGAGGCCGGCGGAGAGGAACAUGAGGCUCCGGCUCAGGAGGAGGACGUCCCUGACGACACACAGGACGAAUACUGAACACACAUGCACUCAGUCCAGAAAACUGCUUUGGGUUCACUUUCUCAAACUCAUGACGGUUUAUUUCUCAUUUACUCUGGUGGCGAAGGAGUGAGACAAAUUGGCCAAAUAUUCAAAUGUGUCUUUUGUCUUUUUUUUUUCUCCCCCCAUUAGCCCUGUUUAAUUGCAUCAUGACUAUUAUGAACAUGUCAUCUGACCGCAGCUUUAAUGGUGAAUCUUGUUCGUGUAAAGCCCUUGAUAACAACCGCUGCACAGCAACUACGUUUGGUUUUUACUUUAGCUGGAGUUUGUUGGCGUUUCCACCUGCUGUUUUUCAUCUCACCACACUGAUGAAGGAAAAUUGAUUUCUUAAGCUGUUUAUGUUUUUAGAUGUGAUACAUCAAAUCAUGAAAUUUUUAAAGUAUUGCAAUAAGAGUAGUUUAAAGAGCUACCAAUACCAUUUGUGAAAUAAAGCCUCAUGUUACAAAGACUGACCGUUGCUUACUAUGGUAAAUUUUGCAUUGGAAUAUAAUGCAUACUGGUUCUGUGCAUUAGAAUAUAAACCCGUGAGAUUCAUUUGGAAACGUUGCUCUGUUUUUCACUAUAUAUAUAAUUAUUUUUGGCUAAAUGUGUCUUCACAGAGGUGGACGCCAAUCACAGUGUUUGAUAGGAAGCAUUUCAUUUGAACUGUGCAAUCGGUAUUCUGUCUCUAAACAUGUUUUACUUUAUAUGUACAGUAAAAAAACAGCCGUCAUUCUGAAGAAAACAAUGCAUAUUGAAGAUUUUUUUUUUUAACUGUUGUUCUAAAGCACAGGUUUUAGCGGAAGAUAUUCUGAACAGAAAACAUUCUCGUGAUCUCCUGAUACUCGUCAAUAUUCUCCACAGGUCAACGCUUAUGUCAUUUAUUAUUGUGUACAAUGAAAAAGGAAUGUAAACAUAUGUACUGUUAAUAAUUAUAAAUAGACAAUGUUUUUUUUUUUAUUUCCCUCACAGUAUCUCCCCUUAUGCAUUCCCCAAAUGUGUUGCAUGUUUGCAUUUUAUUUGUGAAUAACUUGACCUGCUUUUUACAUAUUUAAUAAAAAAGAAGAAAAAAAAUAAUUGUUAAAUGUUUUUUUUUUUUUUUUUGUAUGUUUAACUUGCUGUUUAAAAUCUCUGAAGAUAUGGAUAGACUUGCCCUAAUAAAACACUUUCAUUUUCAAAAGGAAGAAA
Messenger RNA from Ctenopharyngodon idella (grass carp), 2322 nucleotides. RefSeq names its product microtubule-associated protein, RP/EB family, member 2 (gene mapre2). The transcript is spliced from 7 exons. Lineage: Eukaryota; Metazoa; Chordata; Actinopteri; Cypriniformes; Xenocyprididae. Gene Ontology annotation, cellular component: cytoplasmic microtubule; microtubule organizing center; microtubule plus-end. Gene Ontology annotation, molecular function: microtubule plus-end binding. The record is from RefSeq and is a predicted model, not a curated record. Bases 139 to 1134 code for a protein of 331 amino acids. Gene Ontology annotation, biological process: protein localization to microtubule plus-end; spindle assembly; regulation of microtubule polymerization or depolymerization.